AUGCGGUUCUUAGCGGCGAGGCCUCUUGCGGCCAUCGCAUCGCUCGCUGCUCUCGCUUCCCCCGUCCUUGCCGAACCCAUCCUCAGUUCCAACUCUCUAAACACAUGCCAGGACAACUCGGGCUUCAGGGCCAGUUUGUUCAACGUCGUGUACACACCAAACAACAACACGGCAAAUGUCGAUAUUGUGGCCGUCUCGUCCAUUCAGGGCAGCGUCAUCUUCGAUGUGGCCAUUUCGGCGUACGGCUACGAGUUCAUUCGGCAAAAGGUCGACCCGUGUAAAGUCGGCCUAGCCGGCCUGUGUCCCAUGACGGCCGGCAAGAUUCCCCUCAACUUUAACCUCCCAGUUAGCGCCGAUGCCGCCAGGCAGAUCCCCGGAAUUGCCUACUCGUUCCCGGACCUGGACGCCAAGGUCAGGGUAUUCAUCAACCUGACGGACGGCACCAACGCCGGGCAGAGUGUCGCCUGCGUGGAGGCGGACAUCUCCAACGGAAAGACGGUCGACUUGCUGGGCGUAAAGUGGGCCACUGCUCUUAUUGCCGGCCUCGCGUUGACCUCGUCAGCUUUUGUGUCCGGGUUAGGUCAUGCAAAUGCGGCCUCGCACGUCGCUGCCAACGCACUGUCGCUCUUCGGUUACUUCCAGGCCCAGGCCAUGCUCGGGCUUACCGCCAUUCCUCUGCCGCCCGUGGUGAUGUCUUGGACCCAGGAUUUCCAAUGGAGCGUGGGCAUCAUUCGCGUCGAGUUCAUGCAGGAUAUAUUCACGUGGUACCAGCGGGCUACGGGUGGUACUCCUUCGACACUUUUCGACUCCUUGACGACCGUCUCAGUCCAGGUCGAGAAGCGUGCAGUUGACUUUGCCGAUAUCAGUAUGAGUUUGGCGAAGCGUUCCAUCGCCAUGAUGCCUCGCAGCGUCACCGAGCCCGUCUCGGUUAUGACGCGCAGCUUGGCCAAGCGCGGUAACAUCCAGACCGGCUCCGGUAGCUUUAUCGUCAAAGGCAUUCAGCGCGUGGCCUUCCGUGCCGGCAUCGAGUCGACGAACCUGUUCAUGACCAGCCUCAUCUUCUUUGUCAUUCUUGUCAUCUUCACCACGCUUUGCGUCGCAGCGUUUAAGGGCCUCUGCGAAUUGGCAGUGAAGAGGGGCUGGAUGAAGGGCGACACGUUCCUUGAUUUCCGCAACGGCUGGUUCACCGUCCUGAAAGGUAUUCUGUUCCGGAUCACCCUCAUCGGAUUCCCGCAAAUGGCCAUUCUUUGUCUUUGGGAGUUUACUCAGAACGACUCGGCCGCCGAGAUGGUGUUGGCCGUGUUUUUCUUCUUUGGCAUGAGCAUUACGCUCGGCUGGGCUGCUAGCAAGGUCAUUCUAAUUGCGCGCCGCUCCGUCGUGAUGCACAGGAACCCGGCCUACAUCCUGUUCUCAGACCCUCAGGCUCUGAACAAGUGGGGCUUCCUUUACGUCCAAUUCCGAGCGUCGGCCUACUACUUUAUCGUCCCAUUCCUCAUCUACAUCCUCGUCAAGUCCAUGUUCAUCGCCUUCGCGCAGUCGGCGGGCACUGCCCAGGCAGUUGGCUUCAUCAUCGUUGAAGCCGCUGCCCUGAUAGGGGCCAGUGUCCUGCGCCCCUGGAUGGACAAGAGCACCAACACGUUCAAUAUCGCCAUUUGUGUCAUGAACUUCUUGAACUCGAUUUUCCUCCUGAUCUUCACCGAGGUGUUUAACCAGCCAGCACUCGUCACAGGAGUCGUAGGUGUCGUCUUGUGGAUUGCCAACGCCGCGUUUGCGCUAGUCCUGUUGAUCAUGCUUAUUGUUACUACCAUUAUUGUGUUCUUCCGCGAGAACCCCGACGGCCGGUAUCAGUCCAUGAUGGACGACCGCACAUCGUUCAUGAAGUCCCAGACGCACCUUACGGCGACGACUGAGCUGGACGCACUCGCGGCAACAGCACGUGGCGCCAAGGCCGGCCUUGACUUGGACGAUGACGCCGACUCUAUUUCAUCCGAAUCCAUCCGUCGCAACGAACGGGCUGGCGCCGCGUCGGUAAACAGCCACUACGGGAACCCACCGCGGUCCCCGAUCGACCCUGCAAUGCCUCUGUUCCCUGCAGAUGGCCGCAGCAGUCCGGCACCCGGAUAUCCACGGGCGUACCAGGACCGCGCGCCCAGCCCGUUUGGGAACCAGGGCGCGAAUCUGACGCCUGCGUUCAGAGCACAGAACAACUCGAGUCCGGCAGGAUUCAGGUCAGCGAGUCCCUGGCAACGAGGUGCCGGCUACGAUUAA
Messenger RNA from Lasiosphaeria miniovina, 2268 nucleotides. RefSeq lists its product as uncharacterized. NCBI's taxonomy places the organism in Eukaryota, Fungi, Ascomycota, Sordariomycetes, Sordariales, Lasiosphaeriaceae. The record is from RefSeq and is a predicted model, not a curated record. Gene Ontology annotation, biological process: fungal-type cell wall biogenesis; transmembrane transport. The transcript has 2 exons. Gene Ontology annotation, cellular component: membrane. The coding region runs from base 1 to 2268 and encodes 755 amino acids.